Colletotrichum chrysophilum is the source of this 1395-nucleotide messenger RNA. RefSeq lists its product as uncharacterized. Lineage: Eukaryota; Fungi; Ascomycota; Sordariomycetes; Glomerellales; Glomerellaceae. The transcript has 3 exons. The coding region runs from base 1 to 1395 and encodes 464 amino acids. The record is from RefSeq and is a predicted model, not a curated record.
AUGGGCCGAAAUGUCAGCUAUCUGAAUGAGGAUGAGAUCGAUAUCCGAAGACGUUAUGUAAGCGAGAUUCAGCUCAUUCUGUUGACGGACGAGAGUAUCUGGGUUUUGAGUGAGGCAGAACAGGCGGUUUUCCAGCAGGCCCGGUUCUGGGCGCUGCUAUGGACAACUGAAUUACGCCGUCUUGAAAGCAUUCAUGCUACCCUCAGCAGAACAGACAACAGCAACGAAUACCUUUCAUCUACCAGACUGGCUACCGCCAUCGAGCUCAAGUCAGCUGUCCUAAAUACACACGCCUACGUAGGCUAUGACCAAGUUGGCGAUAAACCGGAGAACAUCGCUCGUAAUGAAAGCGCAGCGGAGAAAGCUUACAGAGACCUAGAGGUCAAACUUAUCGGGUCCGGCACCAUCAUUGAUACCCCGAGUAACAUGGUGACUCUCACGCAUAAGCUUCACAAGUACAUGGACGACGCCAUCUUUGGUUUGGAGCCAGUCAGUUAUAUUUCUCAACGCAAACCUGAGCUGAACGCACCUUCCGGAGAGUCCAACGGCCAAGAAAUGAACACGGGACCAGCCACUGGUGAUAGCCGCACCCAAGGACAUGCGGAGUUGCAGACAGAUGACGCCUCUCUGAAGAUUCCAGACCCAGACCAUCGGUCUGGUACAUCCGCAGGCUUACGGACAGUUGACGUUAACCUUGUCGCCUCUGGGGAGAGUCCGAAUCGAAGGUCUAGACGGGCCAUGGAGUGCAACUUGGAGAGAAAGGCCGAUGCCGAGGCUGAGGCCGACAGGAUCCAGGCGCGAGAGGAAGAGAAGAGACCCGAAGAGAUGAGGCAACACGGUCUGGAGAUACGCUGUCACUGGCUACCAAGGACCAAUCUCAGAUGCCCCUUGGACAAGGUCGAAGACUUUGGAGCCGACCCGAGGGAGAUGAUGGAGGAAUGGUCGGCCGAGAACUAUGAAUUUCGGUACGAGUCAGGACAGCCGCUCAACUCAGGGACGAUCAUAACGAUCUGGGCAGACAAGAAGGCGGACCUGCCGGAUGUUGGAAUAAUGAAGUUCAUAUUUCAGGCCCUCUGCUUUCACCGCCUCAGUGGAGGCGCCGACACGAGGAUUUACCGCCCGUGGACGCACUAUGAGACAGAAGACCCUGGUCACACAUACGCGAGUGACCCGAGGAGGGAGGCGGAGCGACGCAUUCUCAAGAUACUUGCGGAAGAUGAUAAGGCAGGCGGAGUUCACAAUGCCGAUAGAAACAGGGAAACUGAGAAGGAAAUUCUCCGUGCGCUUGCCGAGUUGGAGAUAUCACCCGCAGAAGCUUCUUCGAACCAAGUUGUCGACGGGGGCUCGGAUCGGAGACGCACGCGAGGCGAAUACACAUGCUGUUGCCAUCGAUGA